AUUUUACUGUAGGCUUGCCCAGAAACUGUUGUUAGUAAUUACACAAUACCAGGAAACCCAAGAAGGAUUUUAUGUGUUGGAACAUAAACAAGACUCAGCAAAUUUAGAAGGAACAGAAAACAGACACAGGAAAACAAACCCUGGGAGUCACUCACAGAACCAAAAAGCUUGGAGAUAAUCGUAAGGAUUACCCGUAAAUGACCAUUUCAGAGGAAUAAUGGGUUUUAUUCUUUUACUCGCUCUGAUCCCAGCAGUCACCUGCUCACCGGUGUUUCUUCCAGUCGACUGCACUGACUUGUACAACAGAGGUUUUGGUCACAGUGGUGUGUACAGCAUCUACCCAGCAGGACCCGUGUCACCAGUCCAGGUCUACUGUGACAUGGGCAGUGCCGAUGACCCCGAUAGUGGUAAAUGGACUGUGAUUCAGAGAAGAAAAGAUGGCACCAUGAACUUUUAUCGUGGAUGGGACCAGUACAGAACUGGAUUUGGACAAGCAUCAGGAGAAUACUGGCUGGGGCUGGAGAAUAUCCAUGUCCUUAGUCUGAGGAAGAGCUAUGAACUGAGGAUAGACAUGGAGGACUUUGACGGCAACAAAGCCCACGUUCAUUAUUCCUCCUUCUCUGUGGGUCCGGAGCAAGACGGCUACAAGCUUCAAUUCAGUGGCUUCAAAGACGGAGGAGCUGGAGAUUCACUCAGUGAACAUAAUGGUCAGAAGUUUUCUACAUUUGACAAAGACCAGGACACUUCUGUGACAACUAGCUGUGCUAAGACCUACCAGGGAGGAUGGUGGUACGGAGAAUGUCACAGUGUUAAUGCUAACGGUGCUUAUUUAUGGGGCAGCUCAACCUACGGGAUCGGAAUCAACUGGCGUACUUGGAAAGGAUACGAAUAUUCUUUGAAAUCAAUCGCAAUGAAGAUACGACCCAAACAGUGAUGUUAGAUGUCAGAUUAUCGCACUUACCACAUGCAUGUCCUGGCCAAAAACACAGCUACACACACACUGUA
This is a messenger RNA of Solea senegalensis (Senegalese sole), 1005 nucleotides long. Its product is annotated as microfibril-associated glycoprotein 4-like. Bases 218 to 934 code for a protein of 238 amino acids. The transcript has 5 exons. NCBI's taxonomy places the organism in Eukaryota, Metazoa, Chordata, Actinopteri, Pleuronectiformes, Soleidae. Gene Ontology annotation, biological process: elastic fiber assembly. The record is from RefSeq and is a predicted model, not a curated record.